This is a messenger RNA of Prunus mume (Japanese apricot), 740 nucleotides long. RefSeq lists its product as uncharacterized. NCBI's taxonomy places the organism in Eukaryota, Viridiplantae, Streptophyta, Magnoliopsida, Rosales, Rosaceae. Gene Ontology annotation, biological process: nucleoside triphosphate catabolic process. The record is from RefSeq and is a predicted model, not a curated record. Gene Ontology annotation, molecular function: nucleoside triphosphate diphosphatase activity.
AUCUAAUUUUAUGCAUUAAAGUUGGGUCAUUGCACAGUGGAGGGCAGUAAGGAAUCUCUUGUAUAGACCAUAUAUGAGGACUGAGGACUGAGGGGCGGCAUUUUAUGACUUUUCAUCCUUUCCUUUCAAUUUUAUUUGCAUAUUAGAUACUUAUUCCUUAAAAAGAUAAGGAGAAAAAAUCUAGUAAUCCUUUUAAAAGCUAUAAGAUGCCCCCUCUUCUCUCCAUGCAAAACCCAAAUACAUACUGAAAAAUGGGAGAAGGAGAAGAGAUUCAUGUAGCUGAAGAUGAGAGAGUGAACAUUAGUCUUAAGGACCUCUCUAAGAAGCUUGAGGAAUUUGCCAAGGCCAGAGAUUGGGAGAAAUACCACAGUCCCAGAAAUCUACUCCUUGCCAUGGUGGGAGAGGUAGGAGAGCUAUCAGAAAUAUUCCAAUGGAGGGGAGAGGUGGACAAAGGGUUGCCAAAUUGGGAGGAAUCAGAUAAGGAGCAUCUGGGAGAAGAGCUAUCUGAUGUGCUUCUAUACCUCAUCAGGUUGGCUGAUAUAUGCGGCGUUGAUCUUGGUGAUGCUGCCUCCAAAAAGAUUGUCAAGAAUGCAAUCAAAUACCCACCCAAACCCAAACUCUCCUUCUAAUUCCCCCAACCAAAAAAGAAGAAGAAGAUGAUGACUUGUAUUUGUCUAUUUUGCUUGAUGAGCUUUACCUUGGAUUUUAAUAAAAUCUUCGUAUGAAUUUAGAAUGGAAUA